Messenger RNA from Elgaria multicarinata webbii, 2276 nucleotides. Its product is annotated as inhibin beta E chain-like. The record is from RefSeq and is a predicted model, not a curated record. Gene Ontology annotation, molecular function: cytokine activity; growth factor activity; hormone activity. Gene Ontology annotation, cellular component: extracellular region. Lineage: Eukaryota; Metazoa; Chordata; Lepidosauria; Squamata; Anguidae. Bases 223 to 1308 code for a protein of 361 amino acids. The transcript has 2 exons.
CAGAGGUCUCACCUCGUGGCACAAACAGCUGGUCCUGGCCCCAAGGAGCAGGGAGGCAAAAAGAGGCCCUGGGCCCAAGGCAGAUUGCUUCCCUUCAGGCUAAGAUGCAAGCUGCCUGCACACUGCAGAGGCACAGAUUGUGAGCUGCAGGCACUGCGACAACACAUUAGGCCAAGAGACCUUCCAGCUUGCCUGUUGCUUCCCACAGCCCCUGGUUCCUUCAUGGCUCCUACUCUCUACAGCCUGCAGGGCAACUGGACUCCCCUGGCCACCCUGGCCUUGCUAUGGGCCUCUUUGGCCUGGGUGGAGGGAAGGCCCGGGUGUCCGUCCUGUACGACGCCCCCUGUGGAGCCCAACGCCGAGAAAGCCUUCCUGGUCGAGGUGGCGAAGCAGCAGAUCCUGCAGAAACUCAACCUGAGCGAGCGGCCCAACAUCACCCACCCCGUGCCACGUGCGGCCAUGGCCAACGCCCUGCGGCGCCUGCACAUGGGCAAAGCCCAGCUGGAUGGGACGGGGCACGUCUCUGGCUGGGAGAACCCCAACCCUGACGAGCAAGGCUACGAGAUCAUUAGCUUUGCAGAGACAGCAGACCCUUCUGGACUACUCCAGUUCCAGCUCACCCAUAUCAAAGGCCAAGACAUGCACAUCCUCCAAGCCCAGCUGUGGCUGCACCUGAAAGCCCACCGAAACGUCACCCUUCAGAUCUACCGGGCAGGGCAUCGGCAGGCUGCCCUGGCAGAGCAGCAGAUGGGGAGCCAGGGGAGUGGCUGGCAGAGCUUCUCCCUCAUGCCGGCGAUGCAGAGCGUCUUUGAGCAGGAGGAGAAGACCCUGCACCUGGAGCUGCAGUGUGUCGGCUGCCGAGCUGGUGCCGCGUCUUUGGUGACAGCCGCCAGCAGCUCCCACCAGCCCUUUCUGGUGGUUAAGGCCAAGAGCCGAGAGACUGGCCAUCGAGUGGCGAAGCGCAGCUUGAGCUGUGACCAGAACACAAAAGUUUGCUGCCGGCAAGACUAUUACGUAGACUUCCGGGACAUUGGCUGGAACGACUGGAUCUUUCAGCCAGAGGGUUAUCAGAUAAACUACUGCAUGGGCGAGUGCCCCAUGCACCUGGCUGGUGCACCUGGGAUCGCUGCUUCCUUCCACACUACCGUCUUCAACUUGGUCAAAGCCAACAACAUCCAGACAGGGGCUCGCUCGUGCUGUGUCCCCACGCAGCGACGGGCCCUUUCUCUGCUCUACUUCGACCCGAACAGCAGCCUCAUCAAGACGGACAUUCCCGACAUGGUCGUUGAAGCUUGCGGUUGCAGCUAAGCACAGGAUUGACACUGCAAGGAACAUUGAUAGGGACAGAGAAGGGGACAUGGAACAAAUUCCCCUCUGUGCCCAUUCGGACAUCCGUGAUGCUCCAUUCCAAGUUGGGGUGGGGCAGGAGGAUGGCAUGGACGCUUUUCAGAGAGCAACAGUGGUUCCUGCAGAAGAAAGGCAGGGGCAGUGGGACAUCACCCAUCCUGCCUCCCCCCUCCGCAAAAUGUACACAUUCACGGUAAAGCAAAGAGAGGGUGCUAGGUAGGGCUGCCAACAGGAUCCUUUGGACCACAGACACUAUUUGUAUUGAUAGACCCUAUGAGCUCUGUCCCCACCCCCACGUAGAUCUGUAGCUCAGUGGCAGAGCAGCUGCUUUGCAUGCAGAAGGUCCCCGGUUCAAUCCCCAGCAUCUCCAGGUAAGGCUGGAGAACCUCCUGCCUGAAACCCUGGAGAGUCAUUGCUGCCAGUCAAUAUCAGCAAUCCUGGGCUAGAUGGGUCUGGCUCAGGGUAAGGCAGCUUUCUAGGUUCCUAUCCACUUCUACCUCUUCCCCAACCCCUAUCCGUAGCCUUGGGGUUAGGCCAAAUGACAAGUGGGGGAAAGGUCAGCAAAACAUGCUCCCCGUGAAUGUCCACCAACACAGAACAUGUACUUCCCUUCUGCUUUUGAUGCACUCAGAAUCCCAGUGCUGAGUUGGAGAGGGAGACGCAAGAGAGUUACUCUCAGAAACCCCUUCAGAGCUGACUAGUUGGGAAUAAGGGGGCAGAGUUUGGGGUCCUCAGCCUGAAAGGCAAAUUUCACUGGGGCAGAUCGCUAAAGUUCUCGCUGUUGCUACUUUCGUUUUCACAGCCUUCCUUGCAGUCUGUGUCUCCAGGUGGACCAGGCAGUGUUUACUUGAGGAAAUCCUGCACUGGGCAUACAGGAAAAAGGGGAAGACCGAGGAGACGUACCUGCACGUCCAGUUGGUGACACUGAC